This is a messenger RNA of Cephus cinctus (wheat stem sawfly), 1070 nucleotides long. Its product is annotated as protein farnesyltransferase/geranylgeranyltransferase type-1 subunit alpha-like. Gene Ontology annotation, cellular component: CAAX-protein geranylgeranyltransferase complex; cytoplasm; protein farnesyltransferase complex. The record is from RefSeq and is a predicted model, not a curated record. Gene Ontology annotation, biological process: protein geranylgeranylation; protein farnesylation. The annotation marks the transcript as partial. The transcript is spliced from 4 exons. Lineage: Eukaryota; Metazoa; Arthropoda; Insecta; Hymenoptera; Cephidae. Gene Ontology annotation, molecular function: CAAX-protein geranylgeranyltransferase activity; protein farnesyltransferase activity.
ACUACUUACGAUUAUACAAAAUGCGAACUUGUUGGCUACGCGGCGUUUUUCAAGUUUUCAACGUUUCUUCGAGAAUCUCAUACGAGUUUCGAUUAUUACUGUUGCCAAUAUAACAAAGACCUAUUUCUAGGGAAUAUUAAGAUGGUACACUGUAUUUUUUAAAUAUCUUAUUUCGCGGGCUACUACUUAUUAGCCAGUAGAUUGGCUUGUGUGACUGUUAUAAGUCUUUUACAAGUUUCAAGUUGUAAAUUUGUGUAAGUAGGAUUCUGCGCCGGGAGGAUGCCGGCAGAGCGCACUUUGCGCCAUAAGUGUCAAUUGCUAUCGGUUUUAGUUAUUUAUUCGCAGCAGCACAAUUUGAAAAUGUCGGACAGUUCUGACGAUGAAGUAAACGGCGGUGAAGAAAUCAGAGAUCCGUGGAUCCCGUACAAAGAUAAGGAAGAAUGGAAGGACGUAACACCUUUGCCACAAGACGAUGGUCCUCAUCCAAUUGUGGCUAUUGCUUAUACAAACAAGUUUAAGGAUGUGUAUGAUUACUUUCGGGCCAUCCUGAAAUCUGGGGAAAAGUCAGAAAGAGCCUUGGCACUUACUGUAGAUUGUGUCUCCUUGAAUCCUGCAAAUUACACAGUAUGGCAAUAUCGAAGGGAGAUUUUAAAGGCUUUAGGAAAAGAUUUAAAAAAAGAAUUAACAUAUGUGGAUGUAGUUAUCAAGCAUAAUUCCAAAAACUAUCAAGUUUGGCAUCAUAGGAGAGUAAUUGUCGAAUGGCUUCAGGAUGCCAGUGAAGAAUUAGCAUUUACUGAAGACAUUCUGAGAAAGGAUGCAAAAAAUUAUCAUGCUUGGCAGCAUCGUCAAUGGUGUAUGAAGACUUUCAAUCUCUUUGACAUGGAAUUGACAUACGUUGAACGAUUACUGCAGGAAGAUGUUAGAAACAAUUCAGCAUGGAAUCAACGAUACUUCGUGUUAAGCAAUACUACAAAAUUUGAAUCAGAUGUAAUAGAACAGGAAGUUGAUUUUGCAUUAAACAAAAUAACGUUGGUCAAAGGAAACGAAAGUGCCUGGAAUUAUUUGAGAGG